AUGGUGUUAGUCGACGCCACCCUUGGCGACGAGGACUCGGUUGUAAAGGACUUCACGGUUACAGACCACACCCUUCAAACCCAGCCAGUGGUCAGACUAGUAGGAUACACCUGGCCUUUCAAUGUAUUCAAAGUCUGCAAGCAAUUCGGACCAUCACGAUUCAACCUGACUUUGAGUAAUUUCCAUGACUACCAAGCGAACACAGCUGCUCAAAUUUUCUUUUUUGAGGCCAACAUUCUGAAGUCCAGAUCAACCGUGGUGCUAUCAGACACCAACUAUGCCACCGUAUAUGCCGAUGGUAACAGCGCAAAAUAUGCAUGCAUCGAAAAGGACACAACCACCGACAUUUGCAUGGACUACUAUACUGACUCCUACUACACUCCAACAUUUAUACGGAAACCAGUGUUGGUUGUUAACAACCGUGUGCAGGCGGUACACAGAGACAUGAAAUGCAAUGAAUAUGAUGACAACUCCGAGGAAGGCGUUUUCUACAAGAUUGGCUACUAUCGGGAUGAUGUGCUUGGAAUUCCAAAUAUUGUCAUCGACAAUCCCUGA
Messenger RNA from Neocloeon triangulifer, 555 nucleotides. RefSeq lists its product as uncharacterized. Lineage: Eukaryota; Metazoa; Arthropoda; Insecta; Ephemeroptera; Baetidae. Bases 1 to 555 code for a protein of 184 amino acids. The record is from RefSeq and is a predicted model, not a curated record. The transcript is spliced from 4 exons.